CAAAAAUAGGACAACCGGUCUCCGAGCUCCUCCCUCUCUGCUGCCGUAGCCGCCCACUCGCUGUACUCCGCCGCGUAGUUGCUCUGUCUUUCACUGGAGAUCACGAACGCCGGAGUACUCUGAACCAGCAAGCAGCCAUGGCAGAAAACGCCGGCUUGGAUAACCACCGUAUCAAGAGCUUCAAAAACAAGGGACGCGAUGUCGAGACUAUGAGAAGACAUCGAAAUGACGUGACAGUCGAGCUGAGGAAGAACAAACGAGACGAGCAUCUCCUGAAGAAGAGGAAUGUCCCACAGGAGGACAGUCUGGAGGACUCCGACUUCGACUCCGACUUCAAAGGGCAAAACGUCACACUAGAGGCGAUCUUACAGAACGCCACCAGUGAUAAUGCUGUGGUCCAGCUUAGUGCCGUACAGGCUGCCAGAAAACUCCUCUCCAGUGACCGAAACCCUCCCAUUGAUGACUUGAUAAAGUCUGGCAUCCUGCCCAUCUUAGUCAAAUGUCUGGAGAGAGACGACAAUCCGUCUCUUCAGUUUGAGGCAGCCUGGGCCCUGACCAACAUAGCGUCUGGCACGUCACAACAGACCCAGGCUGUGGUCAAGUCCAAUGCUGUUCCCCUGUUCCUGCGUCUGCUCCACUCUCCCCAUCACAAUGUGUGUGAACAGGCCGUGUGGGCGCUAGGCAACAUCAUAGGCGACGGGCCACAGUGCAGGGAUUACGUAAUCUCCCUGGGCGUGGUCAAGCCCCUGCUGUCCUUCAUUAAUCCCUCCAUCCCCAUCACCUUCCUCCGUAACGUCACCUGGGUCAUUGUCAACCUCUGCCGCAACAAGGACCCACCGCCCCCCAUGGAGACAGUACAGGAGCUUCUCCCAGCGCUGUGUGUUCUUAUAUACCACACAGAUAUAAAUAUCCUUGUGGACACGGUGUGGGCUCUGUCUUACCUGACAGACGGUGGGAACGAGCAGAUUCAGAUGGUGAUAGACUCUGGCGUGGUCCCCUUCCUUGUCCCCCUGCUCAGCCACCAGGAGGUCAAAGUUCAGACGGCUGCUCUGAGGGCGGUGGGGAAUAUUGUGACUGGGACAGACGAGCAGACACAGGUGGUGCUCAACUGUGACGUCCUCUCCCACUUCCCCAACCUGCUCACACACCCCAAAGAAAAGAUCAACAAGGAAGCAGUGUGGUUCUUGUCCAAUAUCACGGCUGGGAACCAGCAGCAGGUCCAGGCAGUGAUCGACGCAGGACUCGUCCCCUUGAUCAUCCACCAACUGGCCAAGGGGGACUUUGGCACUCAGAAGGAGGCAGCAUGGGCCAUCAGCAACCUCACCAUCAGCGGCAGGAAAGACCAGGUGGAGUACCUGGUGCAGCAGAAUGUGAUCCCUCCGUUCUGCAGCCUGCUGUCAGUGAAGGACUCCCAAGUGGUUCAGGUGGUCCUAGAUGGCCUCAAGAACGUCCUUAUCAUGGCCGGGGACGAGGCCAGCACCAUUGCUGAGAUCAUAGAGGAGUCUGGAGGUCUGGAGAAGAUAGAAAAUCUGCAGCAACAUGAGAAUGAGGACAUCUACAAAUUAGCCUUCGAGAUCAUCGACCAGUACUUCUCAGGCGACGAUAUUGAUGAGGAUCCCAGUUUAAUUCCUGAAGCCACCCAAGGGGGGACCUUCAACUUUGACCCCGCCUCAAACCUGCAGACGAAGGAGUUCAAGUUCUAGGAGCCGGUCCAUCAAGCAGCACGGGUACUGUCAAACCCACCUCAGACAUUCAUCCACCUAUCUCUCCACCAAACUGGCAACUUGCUACAGAAGGAUUGUACACACCUGCUAUUACUUCAACAUGGUCACCCAUCUUGCAAUUGAAGGAUUCACCCACUGCCACCACCGCCACAAUACUCCACCUCUGUACUGAAGGAUCCCUAACAACUACCACUAUUCAUCACAACCUGGUAACCCAGACGGGUCCAGGUAAUUCAUCCAGCACCAAUACAAUCUGAUCUCAGGCAGUCGUAGCCGAUGCUUUGAAAUGUCAUGUGAAAAUCAUAUGGACGGAAGAAAAAGCCUGUUGGGGCAAUAUUUUAGAAUGGCCAAAUAUCACGAUCUACACGUACACACGCACAAAAACACAGUUGAAGACACUUGGGAAGAAUUUGUGCAGACUUGUUUUAGAAGCCAAUAUAUCACAGAUGGGGAAAGGAUACUGACGUUUGUUUGCGGGUUCGUUUUGUGCUUCACCUCUGGAUUGUCCUUGGAUUCUCAUUCUCCCUCAGUCAUGGUCACACGCACGUCGUCAGUCACACGCGCACGUCGUCAGUCACACGCGCACGUCGUCAGUCACACGCGCACGUCGUCAGUCACACGCGCACGUCGUCAGUCACACGCGCACGUCGUCAGUCACACGCGCACGUCGUCAGUCACACGCGCACGUCGUCAGUCACACGCGCACGCCGUCAGUCACACGCGCACGUCGUCAGUCAGGCACGCACGUAGUCAGGGACGCACGUCGUCAGUCAGGGACGCACGUACGUCGUCAGGCACGCACGUCGUCAGUCAGGCACGCACGUCGUCAGUCGCAGGCGCGCGCGUCGUCAGACACACACACACACACACACACACACAGUCACUCUCUCACAGACACACACACAGACACACAGUCACACACACAGUCACACACACAGUCACACACAGU
This is a messenger RNA of Oncorhynchus kisutch (coho salmon), 2673 nucleotides long. RefSeq names its product importin subunit alpha-4. The record is from RefSeq and is a predicted model, not a curated record. Gene Ontology annotation, molecular function: nuclear import signal receptor activity; protein binding. Gene Ontology annotation, biological process: protein import into nucleus. The transcript is spliced from 17 exons. Lineage: Eukaryota; Metazoa; Chordata; Actinopteri; Salmoniformes; Salmonidae. Gene Ontology annotation, cellular component: cytoplasm. Bases 138 to 1703 code for a protein of 521 amino acids.